Populus euphratica (Euphrates poplar) is the source of this 1645-nucleotide messenger RNA. RefSeq names its product F-box protein At2g16365-like. The record is from RefSeq and is a predicted model, not a curated record. The coding region runs from base 346 to 1056 and encodes 236 amino acids. Gene Ontology annotation, biological process: regulation of photomorphogenesis. The transcript has a single exon. NCBI's taxonomy places the organism in Eukaryota, Viridiplantae, Streptophyta, Magnoliopsida, Malpighiales, Salicaceae.
UCUGCAUUAGGUAAGGAAUUUUAUACAGCUGUAUUAGCAGCCGCUUGCUACUCAAGGAAUUUGGUGGAUUUCUACCUUGGUCUUUGAAAUCAUUCUACCGCUAAUAAGUUACAUUCUACAGGUGUUUGCAUUGUCUAGUUAGAUUUUUGCUUUGGUUUAGGCCAAGGAAUUUAUCAAAGGGAUCGUAACUUUACAAAAAGUUCCAGAGUCUAAGGCUUACAAGGCCAUCGUCUCAUCUGUUCACAUGAGUAUUUAUUGACUUUGUAGGACAUCAGCGAGGGCCAAAAGUCACCAGCUUCUCAAGCUGGAGUGCCUCCAGUCAGACAAGAAACCAAGGGCAGACAGAUGAACACCGAAUUACCUGAUAUUAAGCAAGAACUUCCUGUACUUCUAGGCGUGGCAAGGUCACCAGAUGACAUGGAGACAAGCACCUCAAGAACCCAGAGUUUGGAUGUGGAAUGCUUACUUCCCCAUCCUGAGCAUUCUACAAAUUCAAAAUCCAGUGACUGCCAUAACGCUCCAUCGAGAUUGGACCCAUACAGCAGAUGGGUUAAACGUCUCAAACCAAGUGCUUCAGAUUCUUUUGGUUAUGGUACUAAAAGUUCAAAAGUUGAAGAAGCAUUAUCCCGUCGGAAAUUUAAUAAGUUGAUCGGCAAAAUGCCAAGACAUGGGAAAAGUAUUUCAGAACCAAAGAAAAGCAAUACUUGCGGUAAAGAGCAGGCGGUGACAGAUCAGACUGCAGAGUCACCUAGGAACGCUAAAUCCUAUUCCACUUACUUGGCAAGGAAAAGUCAAGAAAUAACACUCUCUCAUGCUUGGGUUCAGAGGUGGUGUCAUAAGCCAUCUGCAUCUCCAAAAAAGAAGCCCAUGGCUGUGGUAGUUUCUGAGCCAGAAUGUUCAGUGGCAACACUAGACUUCCAGAAGAAGCAGUUUGCUAGCAUUGCUGCUAUGGCUCUGAUGGGGAAGGCCAUGAGUGGUUUUCGUCCAUGUGAAUUCAGAAAACGGGGGUCUUCUGUCAUCUGGAAUACCAGGGGAUUCAGAGAUGAGCUUUCCUGAGAAAAUGCUAGGAUUGAAGAGCAAUACAGGCAGCCACAGCAUGUGCCGGUUAUCCUAGCAGUUGACAUUAGUGCAACAAGUUGAAAUCUUUAUCCAUCAAUCCUCCAUCAGAUCAGUAGACUGGAGAUGGAGUCUGUAGAGCCUGAAUGUUGCUUUGUUAUGUAUCCUGCCUGAAUUUGUUUAUAUUUCCUGCUUUCCACCAGUGAUCAGAUAAGGCAUUGUGGAUGGAUCUUAUGUGAGAUUUGGAAGAGGCCUUGUUUCAUCAAUGUAGCCAUUUAGGUUGAGAAAGGGCAACCCAGCCCCUGCUGCUUCACAUUGCAAAUCUUAAAGAACAUGGCCACAUUCAAGCAUGUCACCUAUUGAUCCUCCAUAUGCACUGCAAGCAAACUGGAGUAAUGCUGUAAUACCUGGAAUCAGAAACUAAAAAUAAAAGAUUUAAAGAAUGGAAGGGAUUGUGCUUCGUCAAAUGUAGAUGCGUAAUAAUCGCAUAUCCAUGUACAGUUUGCAUGCAGAAAUAUAUCAGCAGACCUCACAUCAGCUUUGGUUUUCACGUGUACACAAGUUUGGUCUUUGACUUUUGAUAUUUUAA